Molecule: messenger RNA, 2171 nt
Organism: Nycticebus coucang (slow loris)
Lineage: Eukaryota; Metazoa; Chordata; Mammalia; Primates; Lorisidae
Gene: ZNF362
Product: zinc finger protein 362
Exons: 10
Coding region: 605-1930 (441 amino acids)
Biological process (GO): regulation of transcription by RNA polymerase II; central nervous system development
Cellular component (GO): nucleus
Molecular function (GO): DNA-binding transcription factor activity, RNA polymerase II-specific; RNA polymerase II cis-regulatory region sequence-specific DNA binding
Source: RefSeq, a predicted model, not a curated record
GCGCAGCGCAACUUUGCGAGGCGGCAGCGGCGGCGAGCGCGAGACGAGGCCCCGGGGCCCGAGCGGGGCCCCCAGUGCGCGGCCCGCCUCCGCCCCCCGCCCGGCUCCCUCCCCUCGCGCGCCGUAGCCAGCGCCCGGCGCUGCCCACUCGCGGGAGCCCCCGGGGCCGGACGGGCUGUGCAGCGGAGAGGCGGGGGCCCGACGCGGCCCCCCCUCCCCCCAGAGCCGGGCGCCUGGCGCGGGGGCUCGCCGAGCGCACGGGGGGCCGCGCGGCGCUGCAGACCCAGCCUCCCGCCGCCGCCGCCGCCGCCGCCGCCGCCGCCGCCGCCUCGGCGCUUGCAGAACCCAGAAGUGAACAGCAGGCGACCCGGAAGGUUUGCGCGCGGCUCCGCACCGAGCCGGAGCCCGAGCCCGAGCCCGAGCCCGGAGUCUGAGCCGGAGCCCCAGCCCGGCCCUCCUCGGGCCGCCGGGCGCGGGGCUGCGGCCGCGUCCCGGAGGCGCCGCCAGCACAGCCAGGUGCUGUUGGGAACACAGAGGAAGUGACUGGCUGGGGGUUCAGGGAAAGCUCCGUAGAAGAGGGAACACUUGAGCUGGGUCUUGAAGGAUGAGUAGAAGUUCACCAAGUGGGAAAGGACACUCUAGGCAAAGAAGUUGGAGGGGUAUGGAGCAAUCAGGGAGAACUCCAGGCAGGAAGUACUCCCACAUUGGGCUGAUGGCCGAGCCUCGAUUUAACAACCCCUACUUCUGGCCCCCUCCUCCCACCAUGCCCAGCCAGCUGGACAACCUGGUUCUGAUUAACAAGAUCAAGGAGCAGCUGAUGGCGGAGAAGAUCCGGCCGCCUCACCUGCCGCCCACGUCGGCCUCGUCGCAGCAGCCUUUGCUAGUGCCUCCCGCGCCUGCCGAGAGUAGCCAGGCAGUCAUGUCGCUGCCCAAACUGCAGCAGGUGCCUGGGCUGCACCCGCAGGCGGUGCCGCAGCCAGACGUGGCGCUGCAUGCGCGGCCGGCCACCAGCACUGUUUCAGGUCUGGGGCUCUCUUCCCGGACCCCGGCUGUGAGCACAUCCGAGUCAAGUGCGGGCACAGGCACGGGCACCAGCACCCCAUCCACACCCACCACCACCAGCCAGAGCCGCCUCAUCGCCUCGUCCCCCACCCUCAUCUCAGGGAUCACCAGCCCCCCCCUCCUGGACUCCAUCAAGACAAUCCAGGGCCAUGGCCUGCUUGGCCCCCCCAAGUCCGAACGCGGCCGCAAAAAGAUCAAGGCGGAGAACCCGGGGGGUCCGCCUGUCCUAGUAGUCCCCUACCCUAUCCUGGCCUCGGGCGAGACUGCCAAGGAGGGCAAGACGUACAGGUGUAAGGUAUGCCCGCUGACCUUUUUCACCAAGUCGGAGAUGCAGAUCCACUCCAAGUCGCACACAGAGGCCAAGCCCCACAAGUGCCCGCACUGCUCCAAGUCCUUUGCCAACGCCUCCUACCUGGCCCAGCACCUGCGCAUCCACCUGGGCGUCAAGCCCUACCACUGCUCCUACUGUGAUAAGUCCUUCCGACAGCUCUCCCACCUCCAGCAGCAUACCAGAAUCCACACAGGCGACAGACCCUACAAGUGCCCACAUCCUGGCUGCGAAAAGGCUUUCACUCAGCUGUCCAACCUCCAGUCUCACCAGCGCCAGCACAACAAGGACAAGCCCUACAAGUGUCCCAACUGCUACCGGGCCUACUCGGACUCCGCCUCCCUGCAGAUCCACCUCUCAGCCCACGCCAUCAAGCAUGCCAAGGCCUACUGCUGCAGCAUGUGUGGGCGGGCCUACACCUCGGAGACCUACCUGAUGAAGCACAUGUCCAAACACACGGUGGUGGAACACCUGGUGAGCCAUCACUCGCCCCAGAGGACGGAGUCCCCCGGCAUCCCGGUGCGAAUCUCUCUCAUCUGAGCCCACUGGAGGCGCCGCCCCGCCCGGCCCACUGGCAAACACCAACCCAGGCAGCACCAGGCCCUGACUCCCUCCAGGGGCCCUCCAGGAACCGCCAAGCUCUCUCACGACCUUCCCAACCUUCCAGAAAGCUUGGUCCACAGACGCCCUGCCUGGUCCAGCUGUGGGGGCGGCCAGGCCAACCAACUGCAAGAUUCUGGACUGUUUUGGUAGCAGCCAAAGACGAUCUCAGAGCACUUUG